Molecule: messenger RNA, 840 nt
Organism: Penicillium longicatenatum
Lineage: Eukaryota; Fungi; Ascomycota; Eurotiomycetes; Eurotiales; Aspergillaceae
Exons: 1
Coding region: 1-840 (279 amino acids)
Source: RefSeq, a predicted model, not a curated record
AUGUCAGAUGGAUUGGAGUAUCACUCAAUCAAUGGCAUUUCGGACCAUCUCAUUGGUGCGCUUUCUUUGAUGAUACCCUACCAAUCAAGAUCGAAAUGGAUCGAAAUUGAGAACAAAGAAAGGCAACUCAUUGCUCGAAAACUUCAUUUCUGGACCAAAAUUGAAGAUCUCAACGGUGACCUCGAUGAUUUUGAACCCUUAAGCUUGGCCGAAGUCCUUCGCUACAACUCUCCUUCUCUUAUACUUAUUACUGGGGAAGACAAAAGAACUUCGAAAGCGGGAGUGAUGGGAGUUUAUCUACCUGCUUCGCAGUCUUCAUGCUUUAAAAAUAGACAUGAGUAUAUCUUCUUCACCCUACUGCCAAGAUUUUGUGUCAAACGUUGGACAGGUAUUCAGAGAAGCAUUUUCGACAUCAUCAAAACAGACAUAGCGGGAUUCUCCGUUGACAUGAUAUCAAGUGAGCAAGCGUUCGAGACUAAACAGCCAUUCUGGAUCGGUAAUCCAGAGAAAGAUGAAACAUACAUAAGGAUUGACCUCCUGCAAAGCCGGGCUUCUCUUAUAACGAAGGCCGAAUAUCAGAAGAGUUACGAUGACGAUAAUGAUGCUGAGAGUACUGCGAUCCCACAUACUAGCAGUGAGAUGUCUGAGAUUUUACUCGACGCAGUGAAAACCUUCCAGAUUGGACGCAUUAUGCCUGGCUCGCACUCCAGUGCCAUGAAAAAUGAAAAGAAAGAUCUAAAUCAAAACACUGAUAAAACCGAGGAAGUCAUCCGGGGCGAGGAGCUAAAAAACCGCAUUUAUGGGUUUGGGCGGAACUCUUUACCUCAAGAUCUCCAAUAG